GUGGCGCUAUUCUAUGUUUUCAUUUUUGUCAUUUAGCAGUCUUCACAAUUCUUCUCGUUCUAAUGUUAUUCCUACAGAGAAGCACGUGGAUUCAUUUAUAAUUUGUUCACCAAGUGUUCAUAUAUUUUUACAUAUUUUUAGUCAUUAAAAGUUGUAAAGCAAAAUGGUUGUAAUAGGAAAGAAAAAGUAUCAAUCCGGAGAAGGAGCACAAUUUAUGUCAAGAAAAGCUGCUUUAAAGAAACUGCAGCUUUCUUUGAAUGAGUUCCGCAGAUUAUGUAUAUUAAAAGGUAUAUACCCUCGGGAACCACGUAAUCGUAGGAGAGCACAAAAGGGUGAACCUGGUAUUAAAAUAUUAUACCACAAAAAAGAUAUUCAAUUUUUGAUACAUGAACCAAUAAUAUGGAAAUUGAGAGAUCAGAAAAUCUUUAAUAGAAAAGUUGCAAAGGCAAGAUCUUUAAAAGAAUAUUCAGAAAUGAAAAGAUAUUUGAGUAAUCAUCCCACUAUAACAGUAGAUCAUAUUGUUAAAGAACGAUAUCCAACAUUUAUCGAUGCACUUAGAGAUCUGGAUGAUUGCUUGACUCUGUGUUUUUUGUUUAGUACUUUCCCAUCUCUUCACCGUAUACCAAGAGAGCAGUCACUGUUAUGUAGAAGAUUAACAGUUGAAUUCUUACAUGCAGUAAUAAAUGCUAAAGCUCUAAGAAAAGUAUUUGUGUCUAUUAAAGGUUAUUACUAUCAAGCUGAAAUUAAAGGCCAAACAAUAACUUGGAUUGUACCCCAUCAUUUCUGUUUUGAGCCCCAAGCAAAAUUAGAUGUCGACUUCAAAAUCAUGUCUACAUUUGUAGAAUUUUAUAUUACAAUGUUAGGUUUUGUUAAUUAUAGACUUUAUCAUACUCUUAAUUUAUAUUAUCCACCAAAACUCACUAAUGCUGAAAACUCUGAAAAGGCACUUGUGGAUGAAGAAGUAUAUGUAUCUGAAAGGAUAGCAGCACUAAAUGUAUCAUUGGUAAAUUUAGAUCCUUCUACCCAAUUUGUAGAAGAUGAAGAAAUGGAAAUGGAUCAAUUUACAAAUGAAGGUGAUGCAACAAAACUAGAAGAAGCUAGGUUGGAGGCAGAAAAGGUUAAAAAGUUAAAAACAUUGUUUAAAGGGUUAAAGAUAUUUUUAAACAGAGAAGUACCAAGAGAGCCUUUAGUUUUUAUUAUACGUUGUUUUGGUGGUGAAGUAUCUUGGGACAAGUUACUUUUUGUUGGAGCAACAUUUGAUGAAACCGACGAAACUAUAACGCAUCAAAUAGUGGAUAGACCUAGUAUGAGUAAACAGUAUAUUUCUAGAUAUUAUGUACAACCACAGUGGAUCUUUGAUUCCGUAAAUGCUAGAGAAUUGUUACCCGUGGAAAAAUAUUUAAUGGGUUGCAUACUCCCACCACAUCUUUCACCAUUUUCGGAUAGUCGUCAAGAUCAGACAUACAUUCCACCGGAAGAACGUGCACUUAUGGAUCUUGAAUUCAAGUUGACUGAUGAUAAAGAGGAAUCUGAAGAGGAGUCAGAAAACGAGAACGAAGAAGAAGAAGAAGGGGAAGAAGAAGAAGAAGAAGAAGAUGAAGACGACGAACAAGAAUCGAAUGAAGAUUCAGACGAAGAAGUUGACAAGCAUGAAGCAGUUAAAAAGGAAGUAGAAAUAGAACUACCGUCAAAGGUGGAAGAUCAGAAGGAACAGAAUCGAUUGCUCAAGAAAAAGCAAAUGAAAGUAAAAACUGGAGAAGUGACGAAGGAAGAUCCAUGGGAGAGACAACGACAAGAGCGACAAGAAUACCGGUUACGUGAACGAAUGGUUAAGAAAAAGCAUAAGAAUUUGUACAGGAGUAUGAUGAAAGGUCGUGAACAGAGAGCUAAAGAAAUAUGGCUUCUUCGUAAGAAGAGGCGCAUUCAUGAUGCUGCAGAGAAACAAAAGCGCAAAGAAGAGCGCAAACAGAAGAAGGCUAAAUCCGCUGAGUAAACAUGGACACAAAAAUAGGAAAAAAUCAAUAAAUGGAAAUUGUGAUAUCUUA
Molecule: messenger RNA, 2045 nt
Organism: Megachile rotundata (alfalfa leafcutting bee)
Lineage: Eukaryota; Metazoa; Arthropoda; Insecta; Hymenoptera; Megachilidae
Product: pescadillo homolog
Biological process (GO): ribosome biogenesis; maturation of LSU-rRNA from tricistronic rRNA transcript (SSU-rRNA, 5.8S rRNA, LSU-rRNA)
Cellular component (GO): PeBoW complex; nucleolus
Molecular function (GO): RNA binding
Source: RefSeq, a predicted model, not a curated record